GAUGAUUUAGCAAUUAUUUAUACAGUACCCUAUACUCUUUUUCACCUCCAAAAGUCACUGGAGCGGAUAAUGAGCCGAUGAGUGGUGAAGAGGAUAAACUAUAAAAGAUCAGUAUAAUUUUCAUUGCUGAAAAAUGGAAGAAUACAUUUACAAGUAUAUUUUGUUUUGUAUUUUUCCAAUAUAUUAUAAUUUAUUUAAAGGACUUAUGCUUUGUUCAUUUAUAAAGUUUGAUAAUUUACCUUUCUUAAAAUAGUUCUUGUAAUGCAGCAGAAAAUUGCAGUACAGGUUGUACCUCUCUAGUCCGGCAUUCUGUGGUCCGGAAUGAGUUUAGCUUGCCCAAUAGCCAACAUCCCUGAUGUAACUCAAAUGUAAUUUGAGUUACAGUACCAUCACUUCACUUUGGAAGCAGAAUUAUGGUAGCAUUAAAGUGGUGAAAAUGGCAAACAGCAGCUUAGUCCCCAAGUGUGUGUAGUGGCCGUCACCCACCUGCCGAGACUUCCCACACCACACAGCCCCACAGAAGACAUCUUACUCUCAGGGAAGCAGAGUAAAAAAGGUUUGAUGUGGUGGAGUGUCUUAGGUCCUGAAUUGUAACUCAUCCAACAAAAUGGAGGAUCUUCAUCGCACUUCUUGUACAGAACUGGAGCGGCUAGCUGCUGCUGCAGCCACCAUGGGUUACUCUGAGUCUUUAGCAGCUUCUCAUCAACCCCCCCUCUCUGUCAGUGCCCCCGUCCUGCCCCCUCAGUUCCCUCCUGAUCACUAUCAACGCCAGUACAGUCGGCAUGACACACACCCCAGACCUGCAUAUGAUCAGGUGCCAAGGCCUCCACCCACGGCCCAUCACCAGCCUGCUCCACCGGCACAUGCACCACCCACCAUACAGUACAUCACAGAUCGCACUCCACAUUAUGGAAGAGGAGGACAGUUUGUGUCAAUGGUUGACAUGCAGUACAACAAUCCCCCAAUAGUUGCUCCUCCUACACACCCUGAGCCUCAGUAUCAACCACCUCCACCUCCAGAACCUGUGCACCAACCAGUUGUACCACCACCCACAACCAUCACAGAAAACAUUACAAAGGAGAAAAAAAAAGUAGUAGAUCCUUUGCCUAGUAAGAAAAGGAGAAAUGAUGAGAGAGGUAGAGAGGGAACUGUUGAUGAAGACCAGUUAGGUAGACAUGAUGAAAAGGACCCAGCAAGAUUAGAAUUACCAACACCUAUAACAGAAGCUGGAGGAGGUUUAUUGUAUCCAUGCAUUUUAUGUGGUUUGAAUCUACCUUCUCCUGAAGCCUGGCAAGAUCAUAGUGUAGAACAUUCCAACAAUGUAAAUCGACGAAGAAAUGGGCUUUCUCUUGAAGUCAAGAUUGAGAUAAUCAAACGAAUCAAUAGUGGGGAAAAACAGUCUGACAUGGCAGAAGAAUAUAUGGUCAACCGCUCAACUAUCAAGUCCAUAAUGAAAAAGUCCAAUAGCUAUUUACAGUGUUGGAAGAAAGGAAUGUUUCAUCCUGACAGUAAACGACUGAAAGGACCUAAACGUGAAGAUAUCGAGGCAGCUCUGUAUUCUUGGUACAGACAAGCAAUUGCUACUGGUGUUCCUGUCUCUGGUCCCAUCCUAUGCUCUAAGGCUCUUGCCUUUGCUUGUAAACUUGGUCACACAGAUUUUAAAGCAACGCAUGGCUGGUUAGAUCGUUUUAAGAAAAGAAAAAACAUUGUUUUUGGUAGAUCGCCAGCAAGAAGGAAGAGAGAAGAAGAAGAUAAUAGUACACCAGAACUUAAACCUGCUGAGUGGCAAACAUCUGUAUUACAUCAGCUGUUACUGGAGUACGAUCCUGGCGAUAUAUUUGCUGUUGAAGAAAUAGGAAUUCUUUAUCGCACACUGCCAACUGUUGCACCUUCCCUAUGUGGGGAGAGGUGUGCAGGAGGCAUCCGAAGUAGACUCCGAUUGACAAUUUUGUUGUGUGGUAACAUGACGGGGACUGAAAAAUUUCCAUUACUUGUGGUGGGUAAACAUCCAAAGCCUUCUAGCUUUCGUCAUGUAAAGAGUCUCCCGGUGCAAUAUGUAGCAAAUCAGAAAGCUUGGAUGACGAGUGACAGCUUUGGUGCUUGGCUUCAAGAUGUGGAUUCUUGGUUUGUACAGCAAGGACGACGUGUAGUGGUAAUUGCAUCAUCAUUACCCAUCCAUUCCAAGCCUCCUGGAGGGUUACGUUCUGUUCGUUUGGUAACUGCCCCUCAAGGAUUUCUUGGUCCGUUGCGACAUGGGGUGGUAACAACCUUCAAGAGAAACUAUAGACGUGGUAUAUUGGAAAUCUUGGUGAAUCAGUUGCAGCGAGACGACCCCACUGCCAAUAAACGUGUUCGGAAACCCAAUACAAAACUGACUUUGCUCACCUGUUUACACCAGCUUGCAACUGCAUGGCAUAGUGUUACAGAUACUGUCAUCAGUGCCAGCUUUACACGUGCUGGUGUGAGCAAAUAUGGAGCAUGGGGAGCACCGCCUCCACCUCCAGACCCGGCUAUGGGUGCUGAAAACCUGACACUCCUUCAUCGCCUGCGAACAUUAGGUCUUCCUAUCCCUGAUAUGACUUUUGAUGACUUUGUUCAUUUUGAUGAUGAUGUGCAAAUAUGUAACCUCAAUAAUGAUGAUGAUAUUCUGGCCAUUGUCACUGGAGCUGACAAAGAUGAUGACAUGCGGUAUGAUGAUGAAGAAGAUGAAGAGGAUAAUGAUGAUGAUAAAAAGGAGGAAGAAGGAGAGCGAGGUCCAUCUCUGAGUGAUGUGGAGUCAGCACUGGCAACUCUGCGACGGCACAUUCAGUAUCAAGAAGGUGCUCAAGAAAUGUUUAGAGUUCUGGCUCACCUUGAAUACCUUAUAUACAAAGGUCAGGUAGGUGGGAAAGGGGUUGGAGUUCAGCCUACUACACCUAACCCUCAUUAGCCAUCUACCCAUAUGUACCUCAGUCAUCUCUCAUUAACCCGUCCACUUCUUCUAGCCUUGGUCAUAGUACCCAAGUCACCAUUUCACAUGUUCAGUCUUCUGAAUCUAACCUGAAAGUAAACUCUGAACUGUAUUUAAAUUUCAUUCUUCAUGCUUCAUCCAGAACUAGUUUAAUUUGUCCAGAUGCUACAAACUUUUUAAUCCCAUGCCAUGGCCAUCCAGUUUUGGGUAGCCAGUGUACUCAUGUGUCAGCCAGAUCUACUUAUCCUCACCCUUGUUACUCAUUUAUCAAGACAUUUGAUUUUUCAGUCCUCCCCUUUCACGUUUUUCAUGCAUUAGAGCUGAUCGUUAGUCAUCCUGCCUUAUGACUGUGCCUGCAACUUGUAAGAAAUUAUAGCACCAAUCUUAAUACAUAGUGCUAUUCAGCAAGACUAUAAAUGAUCAGCUCAUUCUAGAGUGUUGUGAUGCCGCAUCGAUGCUCUCACUUGUUCCAUAAUGUCUUAAGAAAAUGGAGUCCCCUUCCACUGUUCUCACUUGAACUGUGCCAAACUUGUCUUAAAUCAAUUUUUACCUCAUGAUACUCCAUUACCUAUAUGUAUGAUCAUUUAAUGUACAGCAUCAGAAGGUAUUUUUUUUUCAAUACUUUAAUUCUGAGCACUAUUAAGAUUUGGGGAGUAAUGGAGGAAUGUGUAUGGUUGACUGAUGUAAGGUCCAAGUGACCCUACAGGCUCAUAAGGAAAUGUACUUAUUUUUAUGAAUUUAUGUGGUUUGUGAUACAUUAGCCAUGUUGUGUAAGAUUCCUCUGUCAGUAUUGAUAAUGAACAUUAAGUGAUACUGUAGUACCACUCUCAGCUGCCUGGUUCCCAUAUAGCAACUCUGCCUAAUUGUGUUUGCCAGGCUGAAAUUUUUACCCCAUUCUGAAAUUGGAAAAUAUGUCAUCACACCUUCUGAUGUGGGAAUAGAAUGUGGGUGACCUACCUCAUAUUUCCUCGAUUUAGGAUAUAUUUGACGGUUAAUUUCUUUCAUAUCCUUCUUUAAGAGGUGUAAAGGGAGACAUGUGCAGUACAUCCAUCUUACAAGUGCAGCAGGUGACAUGUGCUCCAUCUCUGGUGUAGAGGUAUGACAAGUCAGUGAAUGAUGCAUACCUCUCAGUUUUCCAUGCUGUACAGGGAUCAAAUGAGGGAAAGGAAAACUAGAGAUUUUUUUGUAUAUAUAUAUAUAGGCAUAUAUAUAUAUAUAUACAGUAUAUAUAUGUAUUGGGUUGUGGUGAAGGGUGUACAAUUACACUAAAGUAAAAUUUUUAAUUUUAUUUGUAAUUUACAUAGAGUAUGCUUCCAUUAUUAAUGUUCUAUUACAAUUAAGUGGUAUGCGUGAGUUAGGAUAUUUUACAAUCUAAUUUAAGAAGAAAUAUAUUGUACAGUGAAGCAUUGUAACAUUUUUUUUAAGCAAAAAUCAAUAAGUAUUUUACACUUCUUGUCUGUAUCUGAACACAAAGAAUUGUUAAUAAAUACAAUUCACUGAUUAAUAGAUUGCCUCAUCAGUUAGAGGCCUUCAUAUUGCUCAUUAUACCCAUCUUGUGAUGACUCCAAGCAUUUGACAUUAUUAAAUCAUAACUACA
This is a messenger RNA of Homarus americanus (American lobster), 4547 nucleotides long. Its product is annotated as tigger transposable element-derived protein 4-like. Gene Ontology annotation, cellular component: nucleus. NCBI's taxonomy places the organism in Eukaryota, Metazoa, Arthropoda, Malacostraca, Decapoda, Nephropidae. The record is from RefSeq and is a predicted model, not a curated record. Gene Ontology annotation, molecular function: DNA binding. The transcript is spliced from 3 exons. Bases 608 to 2929 code for a protein of 773 amino acids.